AGGGUACUUAAAGAGCAUCUCUGGUAGGCAGAGCAGAACCGCACGCACUUCGGUAGUGUUUGCCUUGCAGUUGGUGUGCAGGACCAUGGAGAGCUCCAGGUUAUGGAUGAGAGUCGUGGUAUGCGCUGUGUUGCUGUCCGUCGUCUGCGGUGCUGAAACUAACGAUUUGGAAGAAAGAGCCUUGACGGACUUCUAUCCGAAAGACCCAAACCUGACCAACGAAAAGCAGCUUCUUGGAGCUCUGCAGGAAGUACUGGAAAAGCUACAGAGUAAGAGGAUUCCAACCUGGGAAAAGAAAUUUGGGCAAGUUCCAACGUGCGAUGUUGGAGAGCAGUGCGCGGUGAGGAAAGGCGCUCGCAUCGGCAAGAUGUGCGACUGCCCGCGCGGGGCGUUUUGCAACUUUUUCUUGCUGAAGUGCUUGUGAAAACGACCUGAACGAAGACAAAAACAAACUCAAUUAAAAAUAUCAAAAUGUAAUAUAUAUAUAUUUUUAGGAUACAAAAGGAAACGUUAUCAAGUGGACGGUGGGUGAGGUUUUGAAAGACUGUUAGAACCUUUGGAGCUCCUAAACGUUCCUGGACAUAUUUUAUUGUUUAUUGUAUGUUUAUGUGACUUAAAACAACUACACGCAUAUUAAAAGAUGUUAUAUCUUGUUUUGUAAAGCA
Molecule: messenger RNA, 665 nt
Organism: Lepisosteus oculatus (spotted gar)
Lineage: Eukaryota; Metazoa; Chordata; Actinopteri; Semionotiformes; Lepisosteidae
Gene: cart3
Product: cocaine- and amphetamine-regulated transcript 3
Biological process (GO): adult feeding behavior; positive regulation of MAPK cascade; negative regulation of appetite
Molecular function (GO): neuropeptide hormone activity
Source: RefSeq, a predicted model, not a curated record